UUGGACGUCAUUAAAACGAAAACGACGGGGAUCGAUAUACAAUCGAAGAAGGAAUAUUUUCGCCUCCACCAUAUGUCUGAGUUGACUAAGACUAUUGAAGACAAGACCAGUGAUGAACGAAGGAUGGAUUAUGCGAUUUUUGCUGUCAAUGCAAACGAAUCAAGGCUGUCGAUUAACGAGGAGAACGCUGGAAUUGGUUACUCAAAGCUGUACAGAGCAUUACUAAGGGCAACAGAUGAAAGAGUAAUUGUUGUUAUUGGUGGAGAUGACAACUACAGAAAUGCCUCUGAGGAAGAUGGAUCUCUCCUGUCUCGCUGGGCUCGAAGAAAGGUUUCUUCUCAGUUCAAAGAAGAAUUCAUGGAUGGAACCAAGGGGUUUAUUUUUUCUUGGGACAAGAAACACAGGGUGAUUCAUGAGGAGGCACUGUUACAUUUUCUUGAUUCCAAGAGGAAGGGUCAAAAAUUUUCUUAUGAAAUAAAACCUCAGGUAGAGCCCGUGCAGAGUGAAACUUUAGGUGAUCAAAAGCAGCAAACUGCACUAAACGAAACAAAAAUCCAAAUGGCAGAGCGAGGAGCACUUGAAAAGCAUGCACCUGAAAUCUGUCAGGGACAAAAGGAUGACCAUACCUCUGGUCUUCAUGGAGAAAUGACUGAGCAUGAUGAUGCUGGGGCAAAAUCCAAGGAGGUGAUGGUACUUGGCCGAAAUCAGUCUGAUGUAGAUCAUUUUAAGAACGUUUUCGGUGAUGAAUUCUCUGGGAAGGUUCGAUAUAUCUUCGACGGUCCUGUGGGAUUAAAAGAUGUCCUAAAAUCACAUUCAAUAAAUUCCAUAAGAUCUUGUUACAUCUUUUUGGAUGGAGCAGCCAUUUUGGGAGAGUUAACAUCUCAUUACAAAGACCUGCUUCGAUACGCCAGAGAUAACGUUGACAAAAAAGUCGUUGCUAUUAUCUGCUCUGAUAAUCGUCUGAUUCAAGAAGACACCAUUGCAGAUGAGAUUACUAAAACUCUUGGAAAAAAGGCACGUAUUAUUUGGUGGAGAGAAACCUUUUCCCCAUCCAGACGUAGAGCGCCACUCCAUCGAUCACAAUCUCUUCCUGCGGGUUCGCCAAAGGGAUCUGCAGAUCGCCGCACGCUACCAAAGCAUGUCGAAGAGUCACUGGUUUUGAAGACCCGACUCCUCUAUGGUAGGAUUUCAUAUGAAGAGGUAGAAAAGUGGUCCGGGGAAUGGACCCCUCCUAAAGAGAUAGUGGAUGGCUUAUUCAACGAAUGGCAAUCUACUCCUAACGCAGAAUUACUGAUAUAUGAACAGAGAGAAACUGGAAAAACGCUUUACCGGGUUGUUGUGAAUGACAAUUCUCAGAAAAAAACUAUUGAGUUUUUUAGCAGCAUUGCUGCAUUUGGGCGUAGUUGUCUUUCACUUAGCAAAGACAGGGCACCUUCCCCUUCGCCUCUUGACUGACUCGAUUUGAGGACAGACACUUCAAUUUUUUCCUUCAGACUAGCAGUAGAAUUUUUUACUGACGUAUAAUCUGCAUGUUGUAUCCAACUUUUAUAAAGAAUACAACACUUUCAAAAGUGUUUGAUAAUAUAACUUGGCUAAGACUAUGACGUGAGGGGAAAUCUCUUUAAUUUUUAUCCAAAUCAUUGAAUAAAAGUGCCCUUCGUUUUUUUAUACCUUAAGGUUUCGGUGUGUACACAAGAAUAUCGUAGAUUUUGGAGGCUACUUCGAGCAUGCUCGGAUAUCAAAACUCCUGCUACUUUCGUAUUUUAGUUUCAUUUGGAAGGAGUCUGCUCCGCAUAAUGAUAAAUUAAGAUCCAAACGUUUGUCUCAGGAUUUUGGGCCACUGAUCUAUAUGAACGAUAGAUUCAAGCUAUCAUUAGUUAUCGUGAGCCGUGGUAUAACGAUCUUCAAUUAAUAGCCGAACUCUACAAUUGACAUUAAGUCCUUAGGCAAACGUUUGGACAUCAAUUCACCAUAAUCUCGAAACACAUCUUCCUAAGUCCGCUCCUUUCUUGAUGAUACUGUCACAUAAUAAAGUUAUAACAAACAAAUAAAGAAUUUGUGCU
This is a messenger RNA of Pocillopora damicornis (cauliflower coral), 2063 nucleotides long. RefSeq lists its product as uncharacterized. The record is from RefSeq and is a predicted model, not a curated record. Lineage: Eukaryota; Metazoa; Cnidaria; Anthozoa; Scleractinia; Pocilloporidae.